Molecule: messenger RNA, 985 nt
Organism: Hibiscus syriacus
Lineage: Eukaryota; Viridiplantae; Streptophyta; Magnoliopsida; Malvales; Malvaceae
Exons: 1
Coding region: 188-985 (265 amino acids)
Source: RefSeq, a predicted model, not a curated record
UGGUAUCAGAGGUCUAGGGUUUCUCGAUCUCUCUCCGCUGCGCCCUUACUGUAGAUUUCCAUCUUUCUUCGCCUCCUAUUCCUCUCUCUGUCGUGCUUCUUCUCUUGCAACGAUAUCUCAAUCCAAGAACUUUCACCCAGCUCUUGUUGUAUCCAACAUUAGGAAUCACAUUCCUAUUAUUCUUGAAAUGGAGAACGUGCAAUACUCAACAUGGGCGGAGUUGUUUAAGGUCCAUGCAUGUUCGAACAGGGUCUUACAUCACAUCAUCCCCUCUGAUCAAAGCAAGGAGAAGGCUGCUGAGGGAGAUUACGACAUGUGGUCUACCCUUGAUGCCAUGGUCUUAUCAUGGAUCUACGCCACAAUUUCUAACGAUCUCUUGCACAUCAUUCUUGAACCAGAUGCUACAGCAAUGGAAGUUUGGAAUCGUCUGCGGGACAUAUUCCAAGAUAAUAAGCAUUCUCGUGCGGUCACUCUUGAGCAUGAUUUCUCCACCACUGAGUUGGAACACUUUCCCAAUGCCUCGGCAUAUUGCCAACGGCUAAAGUCUCUGGCCGAUCAAUUGAAGAAUGUUGGGGCUCCGGUGUCUGACAGUCGUCUUGUACUCCAACUUGCCUCGGAUCUUACUGCUAUAUAUCGUGGUGUGGGUACGAUGAUCCGACAAAGUAAUCCACUUCCUCUGUUUUAUCAAGCCCGUUCAAUGCUUACUCUUGAAGAGUCUGGGUUAGCCAAAGAGGCAACUAUGGCUUCUGAAUCCGACAUGGUAGUUGUAUCAAAUGAGGACGAUGAUUUCUCCUCCUAUGGGACAAGUGAAAGGGCAGCAACAAUCUGGCCAGAAGCAGAACAAUCAAGGCCGAAAAAAUUCAGGUGGCCGCGGCCACGGUGGAGGCAAGCAGAACAAGGGCGGCUAUGGUGGUCGUCCUGGCAAGGGUGGCUUGCACGGCCAGCAGCAGUGAGCUUCGAAUUGGGGAUGGGCUCCGUUUCCUAA